AUCAAAGUGAAUUAAUAAGUUUGUUCACUAAAUAACACUAGUACUUCUACACCUUUUUUCAACUCUUGAAAAGUAAAGCAUUUUCUCUUAGGUAAAAAAAAAAUAUGACAACUUCAUUUGCCAUGCAAUCCAUAAUAUUGGGAAGUCCAGUUAAGUUGUCACAAAGUAGAAAUGGCUUGAAUCAGUUUGUUCCUAGCUGUUACUUGCCACGCCUUCACAGGAGUUCGCAUCUUCGUGUUAAGUGUAUGGCUGAGGCAAAACCAAGCACCAAUUUCUCCGAUAUAUUCUCAUUCAGUGGCCCGGCACCUGAGAGGAUCAAUGGUAGGCUAGCCAUGAUUGGAUUUGUAGCAGCCAUUGGUGUGGAGCUAGCCAACGGUGCAGAUUUAUCUGCACAGUUAUCAAACGGUGGAUUAUUAUGGUUCUUGGGGUCAAGUGCAUUGCUAACUUUGGCUUCACUAAUCCCAUUGUUCCAAGGAGUUACUGUCGAGUCUAAAUCUGAUGGGAUUAUGAGUGCUGAUGCUGAGAUUUGGAAUGGGAGAUUUGCUAUGUUGGGAUUAGUUGCUUUAGCUUUUACUGAAUAUGUUAAAGGAGCUGGCCUUUUCCAAGUCUAAGUAUAUAAA
Molecule: messenger RNA, 620 nt
Organism: Solanum verrucosum
Lineage: Eukaryota; Viridiplantae; Streptophyta; Magnoliopsida; Solanales; Solanaceae
Product: early light-induced protein, chloroplastic-like
Exons: 2
Coding region: 105-611 (168 amino acids)
Source: RefSeq, a predicted model, not a curated record